Messenger RNA from Mugil cephalus (flathead mullet), 3552 nucleotides. RefSeq names its product cytokine receptor-like factor 3 (gene crlf3). The record is from RefSeq and is a predicted model, not a curated record. NCBI's taxonomy places the organism in Eukaryota, Metazoa, Chordata, Actinopteri, Mugiliformes, Mugilidae. Bases 145 to 1482 code for a protein of 445 amino acids. The transcript has 9 exons. Gene Ontology annotation, molecular function: protein binding.
UCUAGUCCUUAAAGUCUAGGAAAUGUCAUUUUUUUUGGACUUGAGCAAAACUUGAGCGAUCAUCGAGCGGCGGUGGCUUCGACCUGAUUCACAACUUUCCGAAGUAAAUGGCCACCAGAAAGCAGUAAAACAGGAGGCGGGAGGAUGUCUGUGGAGGUGGACGUGUUGCUGCAGGAGGCGAAAGAAAGCAUCGAGGCGGCCCAGAACUACCGCAGUGAACUCCAGCAGCGCCUGCAUGGCCUCAACCAAGCUCGCAAACAGGUUCGAGGCAGCUCGAGUCAGGCCCGCGAUGCCCUCCGGAGGCACUUCGGGGAGCUGCAGGCGGCGGCGAGCCGGCUGCUGACGGAGCGACUCACCGUCCUGCUGGCCGAGGUGGACGCCAUCGAGGCCGACAGCAUCAAGCCGCUGGACGACUGUCAGAGCCUCAUCGAGCACGGGGUGGGCCAGGCCGAUGAGCUGCUGAGAGAGGGAGAAGCAGCGCUGCGUUGUGGUCUCGGAGAGAAGGAGGACAAGCUGGGCAGCUUUACAAAGAAGGCCAUGCACAUCCAACUGGACAGCCUACCAGAGGUACCGGCGCUGGUGGACGUUCCGUGCGUUUCAGCCCAGGUGGACGACUCCCUGCUGGGUCUGCUGAGGGACCGGGUGUCCCGCCACGGAGCCGUCUCCUCCCACCCACCUGUCCAGAUAGACGAGCUGCAGGAGAGACCGGGCAGCAUCCUGGUCCGCUGGUGUAAGGUGGACGAGGACUUCGCAGCAGCAGACUACCGGCUGCAGUACCGGCGGUCUGGCAGCGGGGGGAACCAGUACGAGGACGCCUACAUCGGUCGGGAAUGCGAGUUCCUGAUUCUCCACCUGGACCCUCACACCGAUUACCUGUUCAGGGUGUGCGCCCGCGGGGAGGGCCGCACCGAGUGGAGCCCCUGGAGCAUCCCCCAGACGGGAUACACCACGCUGGCACCGCACGAGUGGCGUUCAGGGACCGAUGGCUACAUCCUAAGCAGCAGGAAAAACAUCGCGAUGCGCAAUGACUCCUGCCAGUCUCGCUGCCCGGUCCUCUACUCCAACGCGCCCACGUACUUCUGCGGCCAGACACUGACCUUCAAGAUCACUGCGGCGGGACAGAUGGAUCGGAGGGACAGUCUGGGCGUGUGCAUUGACAGCGAGAGGGGGGAGGAGUCUCUUCAGAGAGACCAGGCUGUCUGCAUUUCCACCAAUGGUGCCGUAUUCGUCAACGGCAAGGAGAUGACCAACAAGCUGCCCGACAUCACGGUCGGCUCUGCCGUGACCUUCGACAUGGAGGUGGUGAACCUGUUCCCCAUCAGCAACAACAACCUGAGCGAGGGCUGCAACUUCAAGCUGAGGGUGACGAUCGGCUCGGGGAACCGGGAGGUGGUGUUCGACUGGCUGGUGGACCAGGCGGUGGACUGCCUCUUCUUCGGCUGCUCCUUCGUCCACUCCGGCUGGAAAGUGCUGGCGUUUUAAGCGCCCCCUGGAUCCUCCGGUCGGCUGGGAGCUCAGACCUCCGUCACCUUGAGUUCAAACAUUUCUCCUCGACUCCUUUUCCCCUCUCUUUCGUGAGACUCUUCGCGGGGAGGCUGCAAAAAAGUCUGGAAAAAAUCUGCCAUUUCUCUCCGGGGUUGAGUCACCGCGACAGCCGACUGAGUGACGUCCUUCCUGUCAGCGGCGGCACACAACGUUUGUCAGUGUUUGCAGCUUCAACAACCUGUCACUGGACUUUCCAGACACGGAAAAUUCCUGCGACACCGGGACGUUAUUGAUCUGGAAAACUGUCAGCUGACGUUGAGCAGGUUAACGGUUGUGAUUGCGCUUGUUUGUUCGUUUGGUUCAAGCGGCGCAGAUUCAGUGUGUUUACAUGCACUCGAGUUAGUGAGUUUGCCAUCUGUCGUCAGAGUAUGGCUGCGUCUUGUCCUCUGGAGAAAAUGUGAUUGAUCCGAUUGAGUCUAGACUCUCUGUCCUGCUCCUCCUCGGUCUUUAGGGAGCUGUGUUGUCGGAGGAGUGAUGUUUGUAUUCAUGACAGCUUGUUGCCUCUUAGUUUGUGACGUUUUAGGCCUUUUUACAAGGUUGAUUUUUGUUUACAGCUUUGUUUUUUUUUGUUUUUUUAUUUAGCCAAGAGUUUUGAUCGACUUUUUAUCUAUGCAUCGUCUUAAUUUAACUAGCCACAGUAGCAGGAGAAGACACACACUGCAAAGGCACGUUACAAUCUGCUGUCGAACCGUUUUCAUUUUUGAUCUUAAGACGAACCAUCACUGUGAAAGUCGCACUCGCCCUUUCUUGACUUUUCAGCGCAGUAGUUUUUAAGGCACAGCUCAUCAAAGACACACGUGUCCUCUGUCUGUCUGUCUGUCUGUCUGUCUGUCUGUCUGUCUGUCUGUCUGUCUGCAGUUCUGGAGUGAAUCCACUGAAGACCUUCUGUAAACUAAACUGAAAAGUAACAUGUCUGCAGAUGCGGUGUCAAAACCCCACAGGCUGCUCAGCUUUUUAUUUAUAGUUCCUUUGACUUCCCGCCUUUUUGACUUUCACCGUUCCCCUUUUGUCGUUAUUUCUACAUAAAAAAAGUGUUUCGGCGUGAUGAUUAUUUAUUUUAAUUCAGGUAUAACGUCAUAAUCAUCAUCGCGCGUCGUCUGUGCGUCCGCUGGAGCUCCGUGCUGGAGAAAUGAGCUUUGUUUUUGGUCAGACUGUAGCUUUAACUCAAUUAAGCUGUUUUGUUUUUUUUUGUUUUUUUUAAGCUUCCUGCAGUGACAAUCUUAACAGUAUUCACAACGACUGUAGUAUUAGUAGGAGGAGGAGAGGUUGAACUUUAAUAGCAAACAUAUGAGAAAUGAUUAUCGAUAAAUGUAAUAGGAGACAUUUACUGUGGCAGCCUCUAAACCUUGGUCAGGAUGAUAGAAUGAUCGAUUAAGAAGAGAAUUAAAGUUACAGCAGUUAAUCCCAGCUCGUCCUUUGGCCCAUUUGUGUUUUUUAACGUCUGGAUGAGCAAUAGGUCCAUAAUUUCUAUUUAAUUAUUAUUUUUUUCCUUUUUUCAUGUUGCUGUUCUUUUUAAAUAUGUGAAUCUUAAGAAUAGAUGUCAGUGGAUGUUUGUACGUCACAUACACAGUUGACUUUAGACUUUUAGGGGAUUCAUCACUAUCACCCACUCACUCGUUUUGUUUUCUUUAUUGAAACACGUCUGGGCCCAUUUCACCCGCCCAGCAUCCUCUCCUAUCAGUUCAUCGUUCUGAGUCAGCAUUUUCCUGUUUCUUGUUUUUCUGCCGAACUGAAGUCAGUGUGUGGUCCCCGUUCAGGACGGCGGGACCCCGGAUUUGGGUCGAGCUGACGGUACAAAUGUCCUGAAAGCAGCGAACGCAACCUCAACAUACCUGCUCCUCCAGUGAGAGAGGGAGACUGGCGACUGAAGCCGCAGCACGUGUUUCAGCUUCUCGACGGUCUCAACGGUGACACCCGCUGGUCAAAUAAAUGUUUGCAUUGUAUUCGUGUUCACUGCUGGCAUCCUUCAUGUUUCGUUCAAUAAAGUCACAAAGUGAGCCUCGUGGA